Molecule: messenger RNA, 1307 nt
Organism: Phlebotomus argentipes
Lineage: Eukaryota; Metazoa; Arthropoda; Insecta; Diptera; Psychodidae
Product: 1,5-anhydro-D-fructose reductase
Exons: 4
Coding region: 218-1222 (334 amino acids)
Cellular component (GO): cytosol
Molecular function (GO): aldose reductase (NADPH) activity
Source: RefSeq, a predicted model, not a curated record
AACUUUUAAUUAUACAUAUUAAAAAGACACAAUAAAAUUGUAAUUGACAUCCUCUCAACUUUUUUCAAUUUUUCACGGCUUUAAUUGCAUUUCAGACGCUGAUGUAGGGGAAAGGGAACCACGGUCUCCCCACUUACAGAGCAACUCUUUUCUCUUUCUUUCGUCGCUUAUUUUCAGUACUUUUCGUGCCGUUGAGACAUUCACAUCCGCUCCUUGAAUGAAUAUCGCGAAAACAGUGACAAAAAUUGUGAAAAUGGCCAAUAUUCCUAAAAUCGCCUUCAGCAAUGGCCUGGAGAUUCCCGCUGUUGGUUUGGGAACGUGGAGAGCUCCAGAUAAUGAAGUGGAGACCGCUCUAGAAACGGCUCUCAAGUGCGGAUAUCGCCAUAUCGAUGCAGCUCCGGUUUAUCUCAAUGAACCCGUCAUCGGGCGAACCUUGAAGCGCUUCAUGGAUUCUGGAGAAAUUAAGCGCGAUGAAUUGUUUAUCUGCACAAAAUUGCCGCCUCAUGCCAAUCGUCCGGGAUGCGUGGAGAAGUACCUCAAGAAAUCUCUGGAGAGUCUCCAGCUGGAUUAUGUGGAUUUGUAUCUCAUCCACACGCCUUUCACUGUCCCCGAAGUCGAUGGGGAGUUCCUGAGGGAUGACAAUGGGUACGUCAUCCUCGACAGGGAGACCGACCAUGUGGCCACAUGGAAGAGAAUGGAGGACAUGGUGUCCCAAGGAUUGGCCAGGAACAUUGGACUCUCAAAUUUCAAUGAGCGCCAGAUUCAGCGCAUUCUCGAUAAUUCAACCAUAAAGCCAGUGAAUCUACAGAUCGAAGUGCAUGUGUAUCUUCAGCAGAAGAGUCUCGUGGAUUUCUGUCGCAAGAAUGACAUUGUGGUUACGGCGUAUUCUCCUCUGGGCUCCAGAGGCAUUGCAGACAUGCUCAAAUCUGCCGGAAUCAUACGCAACAUACCGGAUCUGGUUGAGAAUCCCGUAGUGAUGAAGAUGGCGAGUAAGUACGAGAAAACGCCCGGUCAGAUUCUGCUCAAGUACAACGUCCAGCGUGGUCUGGUGGUCAUCCCGAAGAGCACUAACGAGUCGCGAUUGAGACAGAACAUUGACCUGUUUGAUUUCACACUCUCGGAAGACGACAUGGAAGUGCUGGCGGACAUCAAUGAGAACGUGAGAGUGUGCGAUUUCGCCUUCUUCAAAGGGAUGGACAAGCAUCCCGAAUUCCCGUUCUGAUUUUGAUGCAUUGGUCAUGUUCUUGUUCUCUCCCUAUUUAUCCCUGGGUAUCACUUUUAAAAUGAGGUUCUCGAGUUAGUGGCGU